This is a messenger RNA of Dioscorea cayenensis subsp. rotundata (Guinea yam), 975 nucleotides long. RefSeq names its product glycine-rich protein 2-like. Gene Ontology annotation, molecular function: zinc ion binding; nucleic acid binding. The record is from RefSeq and is a predicted model, not a curated record. The transcript has a single exon. Lineage: Eukaryota; Viridiplantae; Streptophyta; Magnoliopsida; Dioscoreales; Dioscoreaceae. Bases 70 to 711 code for a protein of 213 amino acids.
AAUUUGAGCCUCCUUUUUUUUUUCUCUCUUUCUCUUUCUUAGGGUUUCGGCGAACCCUGCUCGUCGGCGAUGUCGCGCGUCCAGGGGACGGUGAAGUGGUUCAACGGAUCGAGGGGCUUCGGCUUCAUCUCGCCGAACGACGGUACUGAGGAUCUCUUCGUUCACCAGUCGUGCAUCAAGGCUGAUGGCUUCCGGACUCUCUCUGAUGGGGAACUCGUCGAGUUCAGCGUCGCUCAGGGCGAUGAUGGUCGGAUCAAGGCCGUUGACGUCACUGGACCUGAUGGAUCUGCUAUUCAGGGCGGUGGUGGUGGUGGCGGCGGCGGUGGUGGCCGCAGAGAUGCGUUUGGUGGUGGUUGGGGCGGCGGAGGGAGCCGUGGUGGUGGGUAUGGAGGCGGCGGCUAUGGCGGUGGGUAUGGUGGUGGGUAUGGUGGCGGGUAUAAUGGAGGGGGAGGUCGUGGUGGCGGUGGGAGAAGUGGUGGCCGCGGUGGUGGGGGUUACGGCGGUGGUGGAGGAGGUGGCGGUGGGGGUUGCUAUACUUGCGGUGAGGCUGGGCAUAUGGCCCGAGACUGCUACCAGAGCAGCGGCGGCGGCGGCGGCGGUGGCGGGGGUGGGAGGUACGGUGGUGGUGGUGGUAGCGGCAACGGCGGCGGAAGCUGCUUCAACUGCGGGGAAUCGGGGCACUUCGCCAGGGACUGCCCUGGAAAAAAUUAAGGUUGCAUAGAUCCCAACCUUUGCCUUCUCUUUCAUGGUUUUGUCUCGCCCUUUUGCUUAUGCUUCAUAAGGAUUGGGUAUAUGAAUUUCGUGUCUUGGUUUGGAUUUUGGUUUUUGAGGACCUGCGCUUUCGUUUUGGUAGUCAUGGGAGGAAAUUAUCAGAUGUUGAUAUGUCUUCUAUUGCAACGAUCUUAGUACCUUCGUUUGAUCUGGUUUAUGCUUAUGGAUUUGAAUUAUCUAUACAUUAAUUUUGCUUGUGCCUCA